AUGUCUUUGAAUUUCAGACACACACUUCUACCGUCUAGCAAGCAUGAGGCAAAAAUUUGUUCCUAUAGCAACGCACGUGCGACGAUGGUGAAAACACAAAAAUCAUCCGAGUUGCGAAAAAUUAGGGAUUUACGUGAGAAUCUGUCGGCAGCUUCGUGUGUAGAGACAACUACGACUGACAAGAAUGACGUCGUUACGUCACAACAGCAACAACAACAGCAACAACAACAGCAACAACAACAGCAACAACAACAGCUGUCGGCUUGGACUUGUAGGGAAAGAUUGAACGAGAUAACAAGAGUUGCUAAAAUUUGCAUCCAGUUUUAUGAAAAGAUGUUUGAGACUAGCAUGAACUGGCAGGAGCACCUAGCAAUGCUAAGGAGGAAAUCACUUCAUGCCCAUCAGCGUCGCCAGAAUAACGCUGGCCGUCAUGAGACCUUCCAUAUUUUAAAAGAUCAGUUGACAAAAUUUCAACAUUUGGCAAAUGAAUUGAAACGGAACGACGCAGGGAUGUACCGAUGCGGUUUUAACGAGUACUCGAUAUUCGAGGAACCCGGUUUCGUCGAUUUACAUAGUGCGCUACAUAAUUUGGACCAUAACACUGCCCAGAUCGGAGAUCGAACCCGGUGCCUUCGAGAUAUGGUAAGCAAGGUGGACCAAUUAGAAAUCGGCUACAUGAUGGGAUUCAAUGUUGUGUUGUUCUUUUUUGAAUAA
Messenger RNA from Helobdella robusta, 714 nucleotides. RefSeq lists its product as hypothetical. The record is from RefSeq and is a predicted model, not a curated record. NCBI's taxonomy places the organism in Eukaryota, Metazoa, Annelida, Clitellata, Rhynchobdellida, Glossiphoniidae. The transcript has 7 exons. Bases 1 to 714 code for a protein of 237 amino acids.